Messenger RNA from Torulaspora delbrueckii, 711 nucleotides. It is a transcript of the gene ATP4, whose product is annotated as F1F0 ATP synthase subunit 4. Bases 1 to 711 code for a protein of 236 amino acids. Gene Ontology annotation, molecular function: proton transmembrane transporter activity. Gene Ontology annotation, biological process: proton motive force-driven ATP synthesis. The transcript has a single exon. Lineage: Eukaryota; Fungi; Ascomycota; Saccharomycetes; Saccharomycetales; Saccharomycetaceae. The record is from RefSeq and is a predicted model, not a curated record.
AUGAGUUUCCGUGCUUUAACCGUGAAGGCCUCCGCUAGACCUAUGAUGGCUCUUGCAGCUCGUCAGGCCCCAAUUGGGUUGCGUUACAUGUCUACUCCUGCUCCUCAGGAACCAAAGGCUAAAGCUAAUUCCAUCAUUGAUGCUUUGCCAGGUAACAGCAUCUUGUCCAAGACUGGUAUCCUCGGUACUUCUGCUGCUGCUGCCAUUUAUGCGAUCUCUAAUGAACUAUACGUGAUCAACGAUGAAAGUAUCCUACUGGCUACUUUCUUGGGUUUCUCCUACAUCGUUGUCAAGUUCUUGGCUCCAGGUUACAAGGAAUGGGCUGAUGCUAGAGUCAAGAAAGUUCACGAUAUCUUGAAUGCUUCUAGAACUAAGCACGUUGAUGCCGUCAAGGAUAGAAUUACUUCUGUUUCCGAAUUGCAAAACGUUCAGGAUAUCACUAAGGUCUUGUUUGAAGUCUCCAAGGAAACUGUCCAGUUGGAAGCUGAAGCUUUUGAAUUGAAGCAAAAGGUUGAUUUGGCUCACGAGGCUAAGGCUGUCCUAGAUUCAUGGGUCAGAUACGAAGCUUCUGUGCGUCAAAUGCAACAAAAACAAUUGACUGAAUCUGUUUUGGCUAAGGUUAAGGCUGAAUUGGCUAACCCAAAGUUCCAGGACAAAGUUUUGCAACAAUCUGUUGGCGAAGUUGAACAAUUGUUUGCCAAGUUGAAAUAG